AUGUCUCGAUCAAUUAAUUAUUUUUUGGUUUUAUCAAUCAUGUUUGUACUAUUUCAGACAAGCAAGACAGAAUCUAUAGAGGUAAAAAAUCGUUUUAAUCAAUCAAAAAUAAAACAAUGGGGAAACGAAAAACAUUAUCCAACAUCAACAACUAUUGUAAAUGAUCAAUCACAGAUUUCAUCAUCGUCAUCAUUUGAAUUCUGUGUACCUUUUCAUACUUGUUCUGCAAACUUAAAUCGUACUAUAUUAGUUAUAUUGGUUCCUAUAUUUAUUCUGAUCACUUGUUUUUAUUAUAAUUGUUAUGAAUAUUGUACAGUGAAACAUGAACUUGAUGUAGAAAAACCAAGACGAUUACAUCUAUAUCAAUAUGUUGAUGAUUCUAUACAUAACCAAGGUUUUUCAAUAUAA
Rotaria sp. Silwood1 is the source of this 408-nucleotide messenger RNA. The record is from the annotation of a GenBank genome assembly. Lineage: Eukaryota; Metazoa; Rotifera; Eurotatoria; Philodinida; Philodinidae.